Molecule: messenger RNA, 741 nt
Organism: Linnemannia hyalina
Lineage: Eukaryota; Fungi; Mortierellomycota; Mortierellomycetes; Mortierellales; Mortierellaceae
Source: the annotation of a GenBank genome assembly
AUGGCCGAUACCGCUGAGAGAGAAACUAACGUCUACAUGGCCAAGGUUGCCGAACAGGCCGAACGCUACGAUGAGAUGGUCUCUCACAUGAAGGACAUUACCAAGCACCAUGUCCCAUUGACACUGGAAGAGCGCAACCUGCUCUCGGUGGCAUUCAAGAACCUCAUCGGAGCACGUCGGGCCGCCUGGCGGAUCGUCUCCUCGAUCGAGGAGAAGGAGAUCUCCAACAACCGCGAGAACCGCGUCGAGAACCUCAAGAUCUACCGGGCCAAGAUCGAAAAGGAGCUCAACGACACCUGUGCGGAUAUUUUCCACAUCUUGGAUGAUGAUGUUAUUCCCUUUGUGGAUGCUACAGAUAAGAAUGAGUGUCUUGUCUUUUACUACAAGAUGAAGGCUGACUACUACCGUUACGUAGCAGAGAUCACAAAAGACGACGCCCGCAAGAAGGCCUCCGACACCGCAGAGGGGCUCUACCGCGAGGCCACAGAGUUCGCCUCCGACCUCGACCACACCCACCCGAUCCGUCUCGGCCUCGCCCUCAACUACUCUGUCUUUUACUACGAGAUUCUCAACAAUGCCGAAAAAGCCUGUGACAUCGCAAAGGGCGCGAUGGAUAGUGCGAUCGCCUUGUUGGAAUCGGAGGAGGUCCAGAACUCGGCUCAUGACUAUCGUGAUUCAGUCUUGAUUAUCCAGUUGUUGAAGGAUAAUUUCUCCCUCUGGGGCGAGAACCAGCAAGAGUAA